AGCAGCAGCAGGCUGGGCUUAGGGAUCUAUUGUUCCCUGCUUUAUUGCUGCUAGACCUCGUUCUUUCUCAUUAAGGAGCCAAGAGAGAAAGAGAAACAGAGAGGAAGAGGAGAGCGAGAGGAGAGUUCAGCCCCGUUCAUCCGGGAUUACUUCUUCUUGGACUCGCUGGUGUGGACAAAGCAGAAAACAUACUUAAGUCCAGCUCUCUUCCUCGUGGACAGGCUUGCUUUUUUCCUACUGACUGCAUUGGGAACUACAGUAGUUGCCGUGCGGUGGCCAUGGGGCUGCCCGAAAGAGCUGUGGGGACACCGGCAGUCUUGAGUGGGGCACCUCUCCCCUCUCUCUGGAGGUUAGCACUGCUCUUUUUCUCCAUCUGGGAGCUGGAUGCACAAACCGCAGUGGAAAAUAAACCCCUGUACAUCUGGCAAACAGGUCCAUGGGGUCGCUGUAUGGGCAGUGAGUGUGGUCCUGGAGGAAGCCAGAGCAGGGCGGUAUGGUGCGCCCAUUCUGAAGGCUGGACCACUCUUCACACCAACUGUGAUCAGACAGAACGGCCAGACAACCAGCAGAGCUGCUUCAGAGUGUGCGACUGGCACAAAGAAUUGUACGACUGGCAGCUGGGCGCCUGGAACCAGUGUGUCCCGGUGUCCAUGCGCAGUGCUGGGGUUCAGCGUCCUGCUGUGUGCACCCGGGGAGAGGAGGGCAUCCAGACCCGUGAGGUGGGCUGUGUCCAGAAAGUGAAUGCUGAGCCUGCAGAGGAUGCAAUCUGUGAAUACUUUGAGCCUAAACCACGACUAGAGCAGGCCUGUCUAAUACCCUGUCCUCGGGACUGUGUGGUGUCGGAGUUCAGCCCCUGGACUCUUUGUUCAAAAACCUGUGGAAUGGGCUUACAGAACCGGAUCCGCUGUAUCCUAGCUCCACCCCUGUUUGGCGGGGCAGCUUGCCCAAACCUGACUGAGUUUCAGACAUGCCAGCCAGGGGUCUGUGAGGGGGAGGAGAGCCUCUACAGUCUCAGGGUGGGAGCUUGGGGGCCCUGUUCUGUCCCGCUGCCAAGGCAAGCAAGACAAGCUCCCGGACUACCCAGAGAUAGUGACAAACCAUCGAGAGACACCGAUAAACUUUCCAAAGACGGAGACAAACAGUCCAGAGGGAGUGAAAAAACAUCCAGAGGGGGAGACAAGCAGUCCAGAGAGGGUGUCCUACAGUCUGGUGACGGUGACAAACAGUCAAAGGGAGGGGACAAGCAGAGCAAAGAGGGCGACAAACAACACAAAGAAGGAGACAAAUGGGCCAAAGAGGGUGAUAAAGUGCCAAGAGAUGGUGACAAACCAUCCAGACCCAACAGAAAACUGGGUCGAGCAAACAGGAAACCUGACAGGCCAUCCCGACAGGCAGACAGGCCCAAACGACAGAAAAAGGCUAAAAACAAGGAGAAAAGAGAGAAAAUGAGAGAGAAAGUCAGAGAGAGGUUAAGGGAGAGAGGCAAGUCAAAGGAUCCUGAGACGAGGGAGCUCAUCAAGAAGAAGAGGAACAAGAACCGUCAGAACCGCCAGGGAGCAAAGUUUUGGGACCUGCAGGUCGGCUACCAGACCCGAGAAGUGUCGUGUGUCCACAAGAGUGGGGAUGUUGAAGCUCUGAGCCUAUGCUCUCAGGAGACAUUACCAGUGAACUUCCAGGCCUGCGUCAUAACCAAAGACUGCGACGUGACCGAAUGGUCGGAGUGGUCAGCGUGCUCCAAGGAGUGCUAUGACCCCAACGGCCCCAAGGGUGAACGCACUCGUACCAGAAAAGUGAGCCAGUUCCCAAUCGGUGGAGGAGGAGAUUGCCCGGAGCUGGAGGAGAAGGAGCCCUGCAGCCCCCAGGGAGACGGAGUGCCACCCUGCAUUGUAUACAGCUGGAAGACCACAGAGUGGACGGAGUGCCGGGUGGACGUGCUGCUGAGCCAACAGGACCGUCGGCGUGUAAACCUCACAGGGUUGUGUGGAGGCGGGAUUCAGACGCGGGAGGUCUACUGUGUCCAAACCAGCACUGAUACACUACCCAACCUCAGCUCACUCAGGAGCAAAGAAGCAUUGCGACCAGUGGACAGCAUUCUGUGUCUGGGCAUCUCACCGAACACCACCCAGCUCUGCCAUAUUAGCUGUCCUGUAGAGUGUGAGGUGUCGUCAUGGAGUGCCUGGGGUCCCUGCACCUAUGAGAACUGUCAAGAUCAAGCAGCCAAGAAAGGCUUCAAACUGAGGAAGAGGAAGAUUGUCAAUGAGCUAAUGGUCGGGAUGGGGAACUGCCCCCACCUGGUGGAGGCAAUACCGUGUGAAGACCCCAGCUGCUACGACUGGCUGGUGAUUAAACUGGAGGAGUGCAUCCCUGACAAUGAGAAGGAGUGUGGACCAGGAACCCAGAUCCCUCAAGUGCAGUGUAUCAACAGUGAUGGUAAAUAUGUGGAAAGACAGCUCUGCCGUGAUGCCAUCCUGCCCAUGCCCGUUGUCUGCGAGGUGCCUUGCCCAAAGGACUGUGUCCUGAGCCCCUGGACCCCCUGGUCUCUCUGCUCCCAUACCUGCUCUGGAAAAAACACGGAGGGAAAGCAGACCAGAGCUCGCUCCAUCCUCGCCUAUAACGCUGGAGAAGGUGGAAUCCUCUGUCCAAACAACAGUGCUCUGCAGGAGGUGAGGAACUGCAAUGACCACCCCUGCACCGUGUACCACUGGCAAACAUACCCUUGGGGCCAGUGCAUAGAGGACUCCUCCAUUCCGGUCACCAACACAUCUGCGAGCAGAACACACGGGGACGACGCCUCCUGCUCAGUGGGGAUGCAAACUCGCAAGAUCAUCUGUGUCCGGGUCAACGUGGGCCAGGUUCCUCCCAAAAAGUGUCCAGAGAGUCUGCGCCCAGACACCGUCAGGCCCUGCUUGCUACCAUGCAAGAGAGACUGUGUUGUGAGCCCGUACAGCGAGUGGAGCCCCUGCCCAUCAACAUGUCGAGCAGGUGGUAACAAUAAGAAGAAGCAGUUAAGGAAACGUAUUAUCAUCCAGUUACCAGCCAAUGGGGGGCAAGACUGUCCGGAGGUGCUGAGCCAGGAGAGAGAGUGCGAGGCUCCAUCUGUGUGUCAUGGUUACCGGUGGAAAACUCACAAGUGGCGGCGAUGCCAGCUAGUUCCAUGGUCAGUACGCCAGGACAGUCCUGGAGCUCUGGAGACGUGUGGGCCAGGGCUGCAGAUUCGAGCUGUUUCAUGUCGGAAGCAGGAUGGAGGGCAAGCAGACGUUGAAACUUGUCUUAAGUUGGCCAGCUCCAUGCCGCCUCUCAUCCAGCACUGCCAACUGCCCUGCCAGGAAAACUGUCAACUCAGCAGCUGGUCGAAGUUCUCCUCCUGCACUGCCGACUGCGUGGGUGUCAGGGCUCGCAAGAGGAUGCUAGUGGGGAAGAGCAAAAAGCGUGACCAGUGUAAAAACCACCAAAUGUAUCCCCUGAGUGAGACACAGUACUGCCCGUGUAACAAAUACAACGCCCAGCCUGUGGGCAACUGGUCCGACUGUGUCCUUCCUGAGAAUGGCCGUCUGGAGGGUCAGCUGGGCAUGAAGGUCCAAGGUGACAUCAAGGAGUGUGGCCAAGGAUAUCGUUACCAGGCUAUGGUGUGUUACGACCAGGACAACCGCAUAGUGGAGACCUCACGCUGCAACAGCCAUGGAUAUAUUGAGGAGGCUUGCAUCAUCCCAUGUCCAUCUGACUGCAAACUAAGUGAGUGGUCCAACUGGUCACGCUGCAGCAAGUCCUGCGGCAGUGGUGUCAAAGUGCGCUCCAAGUGGCUCCGAGAAAAGCCCUAUAAUGGUGGGAGACCAUGUCCUAAACUAGACCAUGUCAGCCAGGCUCAGGUGUAUGAGGUGGUGCCUUGCCUCAGCGACUGUGGGCAGUAUGUCUGGGUGGCAGAGCCCUGGAGUGUGUGGAAGGUGAGCAACGUGGAUGUGAAGGACAACUGUGGGGAAGGUGUUCAGACCAGGAAAGUCAGGUGUAUGCUGAACACUAUAGACGGACCCUCGGAGCAAGUAGAGGACUAUCUGUGUGACCCAGAGGAGAUGCCACUGGGGGCCCGCAACAGCCAGCUUCCCUGCCCCGAAGAUUGCGUUUUAUCAGACUGGGGAACCUGGAGCUCAUGUGAACUGCCGUGUAGUGGGAACAGUACCCGUGAGAGGAGCGCUUACCCACUCCGCCAGCCUGGAGAAGAGAAGGAGUGUCCCCCGACUACAGAGACAGAGCCCUGCAAACUGAACAGCAACUGCUUUCACUACUCUUACAACAUCACCGAUUGGAGUACCUGUCAGCUGAGCAACAGUGCAGUGUGUGGAAACGGCAUCAAAACCCGCAUGUUGGACUGUGUGCGGAGCGACAGUAAAUCUGUUGACCUCAAGUCCUGCAAAGAGUUGGGUCUGGAGAGGAAGUGGCAGAUGAACGCUUCCUGUGUGGUGGAGUGCCCAGUCAACUGCCAGCUGUCAGACUGGUCUCCAUGGUCUGACUGCUCUCACACCUGUGGGCUGUCAGGCAAGCUGUGGAGAAGACGGACAGUGGUCCAGGCUCCUCAGGGUGACGGGAGACAGUGUCCAUCCCAGAUGGCGCAGUGGAAGCCUUGUCUAGUGAAGCCCUGCUACAGCUGGCAAUAUAGCACCUGGUCUGAGUGCAAGUCUGAGGGAGCAAGGUGUGGAGAAGGCCUGCGCUUUAGGAACGUGUCAUGCUUCGUGUCGGAGAGUUCGGGUGAGCAGGACAUCAGCCUGGUGGAUGACGAGCUGUGCGGAGAUCUGGAGCCCUCGGUGGACGGAGACACACACAUUGUUCUGCAGGAACCCUGUACUGUUCCCUGUCCAGGAGAGUGCUACCUGAAGGACUGGACCGUUUGGAGUCCGUGCCAGCUCAGCUGCGUACGUGGUGACGACCUGGGCUUCGGAUCUGUCCAGGUCCGCUCCAGAGCCGUGGUGGCCCAGGAUCCGGAGAACCUGCUGCAGUGUCCAGAGCAGGAGAUGGAGGCACGGCCAUGUACAGACGGCCAGUGUUUUGAAUACAAGUGGGAGGCUGCACCAUGGAGAGGCUCAUCUCGCCAAGUCUGGUGUCAGCGCUCAGAUGGACUUAAUGUUACAGGUGGAUGCCUGGCAACUUCCAUGCCGAUUGCUGACCGAUCCUGCGACCCGCCCUGCACCAAGCUACGUUCCCUCUGCACAGAGAUGGGUGUGUGCGGCUGUAUAGACGGCUACACUGAAGUGAUGACGUCAAAUGGUCAGCUGGAUCAGUGCACCCUCAUCCCCGUGCUGGAGAUCCCUACCGCAGGUGACAACAGGGCUGAUGUCAAGACCAUCCGGGCCUUGAACCCCACCCAGCCAGCAGCCAGCACGCCAAGCAGGGUGGGACGCACCUGGUUCCUGCAGCCCUUUGGUCCAGAUGGGAAGCUGAAGACCUGGGUGUAUGGAGUCGCAGCAGGAGCCUUUGUUCUGCUCGUAUUUAUAAUCUCCAUGACAUACCUAGCAUGUCCUUGUGGUUGUUGCCUCUGCUCCGAGCCGGGGUCCAAGUCCCCCUCAGACGGGGUUUACUGGAUGGACCCGGUGCCUUACACAUGUCCCGCCUGCCAGAAACUAGAGCAAGAGGAGUUACGGCAGCUCGGCCUGCUCCAACCACAUCUGCAGCAGGAGCAGCUAUAUGAGGCCCAGCUCCAAGAGCCACCUCCAUCACAACAGCCGCAGCAGCAGCAGCAGCAGGCACUGCCACACCCACCACCUCCCUUUGAAACCCUCAUCACUUAGAAAAGGCUUCACCUCACCUCCCUGUCACUCACUUCCACUUGUAGCCAAACACCUAGAGUGCCUGUUGACUCAUGUCAGUGGAUCACUUCCUGGAGCAAAAAGCCAAAGAAGCCUCAGCGACGGCAGAUGAACAACCGACUGAAGCCGCUGACUCUCGCCUACGACGGAGACGCUGAUAUGUAGAAGUCUUCCUGCUGACCGCACUGAGCUGGAGACUUCCGUCCUACUGCAGGGCACACGGGGUUGCUAUGGAAACCCCUUGAUGUCAGGGCUGCCGCUGGGCAUUGUUCAAACAACACGCAGACAUCCCAGGAACACGAGUUUGACGGAAAGAGAAACCUCAAAGAUCAAGACACUGAAUCCAUGUCCAUUAGCAGCCUUGAUAUUCCUGUCGUCGUCGUCUUUUUUUUUUUAUUUCCGUUUUGAUACUUUCAGAAGAGCCUUCAUGAAUUCUCUGUCUUCUUUCGGAAGUCUGCCUUUGCUUCUCUUGCCAUCUACUACUGCCAGUAACAUCCAAACCACGGCCGUUGGAGAGGGUCACACGAAAAGAUUUUGCUCUAAAAGCACAAAUCCUCUUCUUGUUAAUUUUGCCUCAGCUGAGCGGGAUAAUCUCGCUCCCUUCUUUGUCCCAUUUAGGAACAGUCAGAACCCACAGUGUUAUUAUGGCCUGGAUCCAUCUCACGAGAAGAGAAGAUAAAACCAGAGGAGGAAAAAAAAAGUGUAAUGAAUCCCCGAGCCGUCAUCACUUCUGCCUGCCUAUCCCUUCUCAGUCUUUCAGGCAUAAUUUUGCACUAUAUUAGUGCAGCAUGAUAUGUUCUUAUGUCUAGCUUCACCAUAGGAAACUGCCUCUCUCAAUACAAGAUGGUGUACAGUCUUGUGCUAGAAAUGUAAAAAAAGUAGACUUUUUUGCAAACAGAACUCACCAAUGUUUGUAAUAUUUUUCUUCUAUUACCUCUUGUAUGUGAUACGAUGGGACUCCGUGUAAAUAGAUUUCUUUUUUUUUUUUUUUGUGGUCUCAACCUUACCUUUCUAGUAUGUACAGGUUCACGUCCCAAACUCUGCCUGAAUUCAUUUAUUCUCUGACGAGCUUUUGACUGUGACUUCAGGAUUUUUACUUUUGUAAUUAAUGGAUAAACGUCACUGUUGUGGAUUCAGAGUGCAUGAGACCCAUAGAAACGCAUUCAUCGUCACGAAACUCUGUAGCUGUGACAGGGGAGGAACAAAAGACGUAGACAUGGAUGGCGUCAAAUACUCAAAUACAUUCACAACAUUUACAAACACAUAAAAUCAAUCAAUUCUGUUGUUUUAGAUUGUGACGUAAAUCUUCUAGAUUCUUUUGCGAUCUCACUUUGCUACAAACUAACGACUUCACAUGGCGUGAUGCCCGAUCAUGUCAAAAGGUCAAAGUGUUUGAACCUCAGUAGUGACGCUCAACGGUGGAGGGAAAUGCCCGUCAGUGAAGAUUUGAUUUAUCUCCGAGAGCUCUUGCCUUUCAUCUCUUUUGGAAUAUGAUGAGUUGUGAUAACAGCUCACACUUCUGGCCAGGGGCUGAAGUGUGAGCUGAUCAGAUGUUAUCUUCAGGAGUUGUUCGAGUGUACACAGGCAACUGGACUUUACUGGUUUUUCUUGAGGAUGUUUCACCUCUCAUCCAAAAGGCUUUUCCAGUGAAGUGAAAUGAAACAAGCAAGUCCAGUGGACACUGGAACAACUCCUGUAGAUGCCAUCACCUGGAUGACUGACAACUUCCACAGAUAUGUCAGAUUGUUAGUUUUGGAAAGUUUCCGAGAUUGACAUCCACCACUUUGUUCUGUUUUGUCAUUUGAAGGCAGCUUCUACCGUUCAGCAAGUUAACAGGGAAUUAGGGAAUUAGGAACCUCUACGUGUUCUACUUGUUUUUUGAUGAUUCCUGAAGUGAAUCAUCAGUUUUUACGCAGCUCAUCGAUGUGCUCCCACCUUCUUAUUUCAUUUUUUUCAGCCUUCACUCAGAUUUUGCGUUCAUCCCAGAAUUUUGGCUUCUGGUUUACAAAUAGUAAGUAUUUACAAAUAGUAAGUAUUGGCUUAAUUAAAGGCUGAUACAUCAUCGGUAACUAAAAAGAAAGUGAACCUCCAUCUUCUGUAGACAUUUUGUUCUUGAUUCAUUUUGAAUCCACACAGGUCUUAAGGUGUUCGAGAUGUCCUGUCUGCACCGUCCUCAAAUCGGUCUAAUGUCGUCUGCAGCUCAACAACAAACACUCCCCUGUACUUAGUUUUGUUGAGGAGGUUCCUUCCUGUUCACAGCUACAGAAAAAAACUGUCUGAGAAGCAUUCAGCUCUGUCUUACAGGUUUCACUCAUCCAUUCAUGUUUACUGAGACUCUCCAUUCAUGUAUUUCAGAGAGAGGAAACAGUUGUGGCCUCACUUUCUUAAAGAGCUUUCAGUCGGACUACAUCAGCCUGGGUGACCUGUGGAUCCCAUGAUCAAAUCCCAUGUAGGAGCUUUUCUACUGAUAAGAGCACAUUUCAGGAAGAAUCAUUAUACGGCGACAUUUUGAUGUGAAAACUGAAACCAUACAGUGCUGCCUAACAUCACUGCCUGAUGGAAGCUCGGGGGUCCAGUCACCCAAAGUGAACGUUGUAUUAUUUGUUAGAACUGAGGCAUCAUAUCGUUGCCAGAGAAUGGCAGUUUAAUAUUCUGUGGAAUUUGUUGCUAGUAAAUUAAUGGAAUGUUUAAUUUAUAUUACUUGGAAUAUGAGUUGUAAAUAAAGUGCUAAAUAUUUCUUUUUUUUAUUAUUUAUUGUUCAUGUACCAUAAUAAUGUUUCAUUUUUUACUACACAAGAUGUUAUGGAUACAUAAAACUAGAAAAAAAAUGGAGGUGUGAAUGUGGGUGUGCUAAAAGGGAAAUUGAUAACCUUGUGAAAAAGUCGCAGAUAAAUCUGUCCUUUUCCUACUGUUUGUUUAUUUGUAUUUGACUAAUUGCUGAUAAUAAACAAGGGGGAUAUUUGAAA
Messenger RNA from Hippoglossus stenolepis (Pacific halibut), 8761 nucleotides. It is a transcript of the gene thsd7aa, whose product is annotated as thrombospondin, type I, domain containing 7Aa. Gene Ontology annotation, biological process: actin cytoskeleton organization. The coding region runs from base 279 to 5777 and encodes 1832 amino acids. The record is from RefSeq and is a predicted model, not a curated record. NCBI's taxonomy places the organism in Eukaryota, Metazoa, Chordata, Actinopteri, Pleuronectiformes, Pleuronectidae. The transcript has 29 exons. Gene Ontology annotation, cellular component: plasma membrane.